Aspergillus heteromorphus CBS 117.55 is the source of this 580-nucleotide messenger RNA. RefSeq lists its product as uncharacterized. The transcript has a single exon. Bases 409 to 564 code for a protein of 51 amino acids. The record is from RefSeq and is a predicted model, not a curated record. NCBI's taxonomy places the organism in Eukaryota, Fungi, Ascomycota, Eurotiomycetes, Eurotiales, Aspergillaceae.
GUAAGCAGGCCGGGUGUGCACAGUAAUCAAGCGCGGUGUGGCCGUAUCGCCGCUCUAUUUAAGGCUGCUUUGGGACUUGAACCGCGAUUGCUCCCAGGCAACCUCAGAAUAAAGCCAAGCCAACACUCAACCACGGUAUAUUCCUCUUUGGACCUUGUCCAGAGACAUCGCGUUUAUCCGAAUAGUACGGUGUUAGUCAUCUCCUCAUGAACACUCAUUCUAGUGACCGGUCUAAGUAUCUACAUUGACUUUGGAGACGACAAGGGCGACGCAAGUCCAAAUACUGCUCUAGAGAUGUUGGCAUCGGUAUGAAGUUUAUUAAAAUAAACAAUCAAGAGAGGGUAUACAGCAAACAAAGAACUGAACAGAUGACGAAAUCUCUCAGAAAAUGCCACCACUGAGCACACUAUGAUAAUUCAUAAACACGAUUCGGUUCUCGGUUCUCGAGCUCAUACCUCGUCUUACUCCUCCGGCAAGCCAUUGAGGCAUCAUCACUGGAUACUUCAGGUAGUUCCUGUUUUCGGACUGGCUUAUGCCUGCGUCUCCGACAGAAGAACCAUGUAGCUAACGCGAUAAUCCC